Xenopus laevis (African clawed frog) is the source of this 3051-nucleotide messenger RNA. RefSeq names its product TNF alpha induced protein 8 like 3 S homeolog (gene tnfaip8l3.S). Lineage: Eukaryota; Metazoa; Chordata; Amphibia; Anura; Pipidae. The coding region runs from base 177 to 785 and encodes 202 amino acids. Gene Ontology annotation, biological process: intermembrane lipid transfer; regulation of apoptotic process. The record is from RefSeq and is a predicted model, not a curated record. Gene Ontology annotation, cellular component: plasma membrane; cytoplasm. The transcript is spliced from 2 exons.
GAUUGGUCACAUGGCUUUUGCAGGAAAGCCUCGAAGCGCGCUGAUUGGCUGCAGCCUAUUCUCUCUGCCUGAAGCGCUUAGAAGCCAAGAGAUGCUGAGUGUGUGCGCUCAAUAGGCAGCGGAGCUCAGCUGGAGAGAGGAGACGGGGGCUGUGUUUCUAGGGACACGCCGGAGCCAUGGAUACGGAUUCGGGGGACCUCAGUGAAGGGGAGCUUUCUCCAGGUCCUGAGCAAUUUAGCUCAAAGAGCUUUGCUGUUCAAGCCCAGAAGAAGAUCCUCAGUAAGAUGGCAACAAAGACCAUGGCCAACAUGCUUAUUGAUGACACAAGCAGUGAAAUAUUUGAUGAGCUCUUUAAAGUAACCAAGGAAUAUGUAAAAAACAAGAAAGAGGCCCACAAGGUCCUGAAGGACCUUGUAAAGGUUGCAGUAAAAGUCGGCAUUCUGUACAGAAAUAAACAGUUCAGUCUGGAAGAACUUGAAAUAGUCGAAAACUUCAGGAAAAAACUGAAUCAGACCUGCAUGACUGCAGUCAGUUUCUUUGAGGUUGAGUACACGUUUGAUAAAAAUGUGCUUUCCGGACUGUUGCACGAAUGUAAAACUCUUCUUCAUGAAUUGGUGCAGCGCCAUCUAACACCAAAAUCCCACAGUCGCAUCGACAGGGUUUUUAAUCAUUUUGCUGAUGUGGAAUUCCUUACUGCCCUCUAUAGCCUUGAAGGAAAUUACAGGCCGUACCUCAAAAGGAUUUGUGAAGGGGUCAAUAAAUUACUUGAUGAAAGGGUUCUUUAAAUUGUUGCCUUCAGGAACAUCGUGUUUAUAAUCCCACUAAGUGAAAACUGCAUUUUAAUGGCCUUGUCAUUCCAGGUGGCCGGAUAACAGUACAGCACACGUCUGUCUAGAGUGCAGUGUUUGCUUUCUUGUCAGAGGAUUGGAAUCUGUUAUCUUUACACGUUCACUGAAUGAGGCCUUUGUUGCUAUUAUGAAUACGUAUACCUUCAGCAAAGAGCACAUCAACAGACAUCUGUAAGCAACUUCAUUGAACUGGUGGCUCAAGCAGAACUGAACUUGAUCUAACAGUAAGCAUCAGAGAAAUGGAUUCCCAAGCAAAGCAUCAGAGCACUGUUUCUUAUGAAGUACUUUGUAUUUUCAUUUAGUACUGCUAUACCAUGUUCAAGCUUUCCAGCAAAAGCAAAGAACUGUGAUAAUCACAGGGGAGCAACCAGACAUACAGAAUGUUCCAUUGUACCAACACCUGCUUUCUUCUAAGUUACCUUAUCAUGCAAAGGAUCAACAAACUCCAGUCAUGGUAUCAUCGUGUUUCACUUGUAUGUAAAGUUAUGUAAUCAUGCGUUUGAAUACAUUUUGGUACAGUUUAUAUAUACGAUGAGCAGAAAUGUAUUACACCCCCUAGUAACCUUUUAGCCUCAACAUGAUGGGCGCAAAUUAAAAGGUAACUAUAAUAGUUUGUCAAUGGAGGGACCAAGAGCUAUUUCAGAUAUAUUUUCACACAGUGGUAGUUAGGUAGCUACUUCACAAAAUCAGUAGUAAAUUAAUCCACCAACUAGGAAAAAUGGUAUUAACCUGUAAACUGUAAAGUAUAUUCCACCAGGCAGUAUAAAGUAUAUUCCACCAGGCAGUAUAAAUAUAUUUUUUUUCAGUAAUCUAAAAUGCAGCGAGAGUAUGAAAUAGAGAUGGGGCCCCCCAAAAUCUCUCAAUUCAGUAUUCAGCUUUUCUACUAUUGAUAUACACCAGUAUGACUGCCAUUACUACCAUUUAUUCUAUAUGCAAUCUGAUGUCCCACUUCCAGCACUCAUCAGGGCAGUUUGGAGAAAAUAGGAUAGGAGAUAAAGGAAUUUUCCUAGGCCUAGGCUUGCAGAGUUAUAUUAUCCUGGAUAAUAUAAUUCUGUAAGCCUAGGAUAAUUCCUUUACCUCCUAUCCUAUUGUAUCCAAACUGCCCUGAUGAGUGCUGGAAGUGGGACAUCAGAAUUAUCCAUUCUCAACUUGGUGACUUUAAUGAGGGUUGGUUUUGUUUCUUUGCAUCAAUAAUAAGAACCCACAAAUAUAUUGUAUCCACAGUCAUGUACAGACCCUGCCAGCGUAGGUUAUUGAGUUCACGUGAAGUCAUAACCCUAUAUAAAUAAGAACAAAACUCUCGAUAUACUAUUUGCUUACAUGUAAAAACUGUGAUUUCAGUUGGUGCUCAGGGUUUGUGGAGGAUACACGUACAAGGAUAUUUGUUCUGGUUAAAGGACAAGGAGGGGUAAAGCCAUUUGCAUUUUGAUUGGCACUCCCAGUGAUAUUAAUUGCUUACCCCAUACUUGGCCAUACAUGAACCCAAAUUCUUUGGAAAAAGCUUCUACUGGCGGACCUGCUGCAGAGAAUAGCUGGGAACAAGAAGGAAAAUGCCAUCCAAUCACCCUGCCAUUAAGUAACCCUGGGCCAGUGCAAUUUUAAAAGAAGUGGAGCACCAAUUUGGGAUAAGUGAUUAAAUUCAGUGGGGUUGUAUAACCAAUCCAUCCCCCCCCCAGUAACUUUAGCUUGAUUUGCCCUUUAAAGAAUAUACAUUUUCUAAACAAAAGCAGUUAAAGGGAUACUUUUCUAAUAUAUUUCUUUAAAAAGACAAGGUGAUAUGUGAAGACAUCUACCUACUUUGUUGGAUCUAUAAUAGUAUUUUCAGGCGAUAAAGGUGAACUAUUAUAAGUCUGUGAACAAUCAUAUCAAAAUAAAUAAUGUGGGAAAAAAAGCCGAUUUGUAAAAUGUAUUUUCCAAAAAAAAAGACAAAUAGUAUCUUAGCAUGAGUGUGCGGUUAUUGUGCAAUAUUUGUCGUGUGCCAGUUCAUUUUCUAGUGCAAUGUUCUGCUGCCAGACUGAUGCAGCUGGUGAUAUAAAACACAAGGUACAGUAUUAUCUCUGGUUGAAUAAAAUGCUUUUUCAAACAGUUACUUAUAGAACGAUGCAUAACCAACAAGAUGCUCUUGUUCCACCUUGUUUGCCUGGUUGCUGUAUAGUCCUGUAAUAAACCAACUCUAAUUCAGUGAACAGGAAAUGGCUUUAAA